Molecule: messenger RNA, 360 nt
Organism: Arachis duranensis
Lineage: Eukaryota; Viridiplantae; Streptophyta; Magnoliopsida; Fabales; Fabaceae
Exons: 1
Coding region: 1-360 (119 amino acids)
Source: RefSeq, a predicted model, not a curated record
AUGACUAAGAAGAGAAGCUGGAAGAACAAUAAGACUGUGAUACUAACUGAAGAAUGUAGUGCUAUCAUCCAGCACAAACUACCCCAGAAGUUGAAGGAUCCUGGGAGCUUUCAGAUCCCUUGUAUUAUAGGGGAAAUCACAGUAGAGAAUGCCCUUUGUGACUUAGGAGCCAGCAUCAAUUUGAUGUCAGUAGCAAUGAUGAGGAAGAUGAAGAUCGAGGAGGCUAAACCAACAAAAAUGGCCUUACAACUGGCAAAUCGAUCGUUCAAAUUCCCUCAUGGCAUAGUAGAGGAUUUGUUGGUGAAAGUAGGAGACUUCAUAUUCCCGGCAGAUUUUGUAGUAUUGGACAUGCAGGAGUGA